CAAUCGUGCGCGUAAAGAUGCAGUCAUUGCUCAAUGGAAUAACUUAUUAAAUUUUAUGUUUGAAAAAUAUGAAGAAUGCCUCCUAUCAAAAGAUCUUUAUUUGAGGCGGAUUGAACUUGCAUUCCGCCAGUUAUGUAGUCAGUUUUCCCAUGAGGAUAUCUGCUGGUAUGCUUAUGCAUGUUUUGUGGCCGUAGACUUGAAGGAUGAAAUACAAGCUCGGGAAAUUGUCGAAAAAGGCCGUUUUUUGAUUGGUGAUAACUCCAUCGCCCUGCGAUCCUUGGAUGCGUUACUUUCCAAUUCAGAUCUUGAAUCAGUGAAUAGUUUUAAUGAUAUUUUGAAUAAAGGAAUAUUUUUACAAAGAUUAUAUGCAAAUGCGGCAAAUGCAUCCUUACAAAAUAGAAAACGUUUUCGAGAUGUUGGAAAAAUUGCAACUGCAAAUUCUCUUAGUGAUUGGAGAAUUUAUCAUCAAUGGGCUUUCGCAGAGCAGUGUGUUUUGAAUGAUAUUCAGAUGGCCGCGAGGGUUUAUGAAAGAGGUAUCUCUUGCGCCGCAAAUUCUUUGAAAGAUGCCGUAUUGCUAUCAAAUGAGGCGGUUAAUUAUCAUCUUUGGCAACAAAAUGAGCGCGAAGUUCUUGGAUAUGCAGAGCGUCAAAUUGAGUUGCUCUCAUCUACGCAGCAUGAGGGAUUUAUACGAGCUAGUUGGAACCAACUUGUUCAUGCUGAAUCUAUUUUGGGUUUGCCUUCGCUAACAAAAACAAUAAGAAGACGUGCCGAACGAUGCGUGGAUUUUGCACGUAAACCAAUUAUUGAGCGCUAUCGCGUUGGUAAUUAUAUUCCGUGUUCCGAUGAGGAACUUGAUUGGCUUGAAUACGUAGAUGAUCUCUUCAAAGCUCGUAAAGAGGAACAGGAACCUGUUUUUGAAGGGGUGACACCAUUGAAGCACCUGACUCUUUCUACAGAUUUGAAUUUUUACCCCGAUCCUGUUUUACCGGAUGUAUCUUUAUGGACUACGUUUGAGAUGUGCCCCAACCGUGAACAUUCUUCCGGAGCAGAAGAUUCCGACGAAGUUGUUGGGUCUCGAACGCUGCGUGGGCGACUUGUAUACAAGUUAAAAAUUGAUGAAAAGACAGUAGCCCGAUUGAAGCGCGAGGCGCAAUUGCGCCAAGAGGAGAAUAAAGGUGUCGGUAGCAAGGCACUCAAGGAUCCACAUACCGCUCUCCAGGCGUUGGUUGAAAAACUAGAAUCCAAAAAGUGGAAUGCAAGCCAACUGAAAAUGUGUAGGAUUCUGAAUGCCGAAUGGCUUAUGAACACACUCACCCACGGGGAAUUAGAUCUGCGUAAACGGCGCCAAUAA
This is a messenger RNA of Trypanosoma cruzi, 1351 nucleotides long. RefSeq lists its product as uncharacterized. Gene Ontology annotation, molecular function: protein binding. The record is from RefSeq and is a predicted model, not a curated record. Lineage: Eukaryota; Euglenozoa; Kinetoplastea; Trypanosomatida; Trypanosomatidae. The annotation marks the transcript as partial. The transcript has a single exon.